ACGUGACCUCAGCCAACAUGGCGCCGCCCAGGAUGUUCCACUGCUCACGUGGUUAAGGCAGGCAAGAUGGCGGCAGCCGCCAGCCAGACUUCCCUGGAGUCGGCCCCGCGGAUCAUGCGAUUGGUGGCCGAGUGUAGCCGCUCCAGGGCCCGAGCCGGGGAGCUGCGGCUGCCACACGGACCGGUGGCUACUCCGGUGUUCAUGCCAGUGGGCACGCAGGCCACUAUGAAGGGCAUCACGGCCGAGCAACUGGACGCGCUGGGCUGCCGCAUCUGCCUGGGCAACACCUACCAUCUGGGUCUGAGGCCGGGCCCAGAGCUGAUCCAGAAGGCCCAAGGUCUCCACGGCUUUAUGAAUUGGCCCCACAAUCUGCUGACGGACAGCGGCGGCUUCCAGAUGGUGUCCCUGGUGUCUCUGUCCGAAGUGACGGAGGAGGGCGUCCGCUUCCGUUCCCCUUAUGACGGUGAUGAGACCCUUCUGAGCCCAGAGAGGUCCGUGGAGAUCCAGAACGCGCUAGGCUCAGACAUCAUUAUGCAGCUGGAUGAUGUGGUCAGCAGUACUGUGACGGGGCCCCGUGUGGAAGAGGCCAUGUACAGAUCAAUCCGUUGGCUGGACCGUUGCAUAGCAGCCCAUCGGCGGCCGGACAAGCAGAACCUCUUUGCCAUCAUCCAGGGGGGGCUGGACGCGGAUCUCCGAGCCACUUGCCUUGAAGAGAUGACCAAGCGAGAUGUGCCAGGCUUCGCCAUUGGGGGCCUGAGCGGGGGCGAGAGCAAGGGCGAGUUCUGGAGGAUGGUGGCGCUGAGCACGUCGCGGCUGCCUAAGGACAAGCCCCGCUACCUGAUGGGCGUCGGCUAUGCCACCGAUCUGGUGGUCUGCGUGGCUCUCGGAUGCGAUAUGUUUGACUGUGUCUUCCCUACACGGACAGCGCGCUUCGGUUCUGCCCUAGUGCCCACGGGGAACCUGCAACUGAAGAAGAAGCAGUAUGAGAAGGACUUCCGCCCCAUAGACCCAGAGUGUGACUGUCCCACCUGCCAGAAGCACAGCCGGGCCUUCCUGCACUCCCUGCUCCAUAGUGACAACACCGCGGCCCUGCAUCACCUCACUGUUCACAACAUCGCCUAUCAGCUGCGGCUGAUGAGCGCUGUGCGAGCCAGCAUUGUGGAGAAACGUUUUCCGGACUUCGUGAGGGACUUCAUGAGCACUAUGUAUGGGGACCCCACCCUCUGUCCCACCUGGGCCACUGAAGCCCUGGCCUCUGUGGGGAUCACACUGGGUUGACCCUGCUUGGGGGUAGGGAGGGGAAAGGAGGGGAUGGAAUAUAUUGAAGGACUUUUCCUUUUUUUUUUUUUAAAUUAUAACAUAGAAUAUGUCUGUGUCUUCUUGGGGAAGUGGCCUGUCUAAGUCUCCUUUCUGGUCUGAGUGUCACUGGGGCCCAUCAACUAAAAAAAAAGAUGCAAAAGGUGA
Dama dama (fallow deer) is the source of this 1464-nucleotide messenger RNA. RefSeq names its product queuine tRNA-ribosyltransferase catalytic subunit 1 (gene QTRT1). Lineage: Eukaryota; Metazoa; Chordata; Mammalia; Artiodactyla; Cervidae. Gene Ontology annotation, cellular component: cytosol. The record is from RefSeq and is a predicted model, not a curated record. The coding region runs from base 67 to 1278 and encodes 403 amino acids. The transcript has 10 exons. Gene Ontology annotation, molecular function: tRNA-guanosine(34) queuine transglycosylase activity.